AUGGCACCCCUCAAGCUCAACAGCGAAAACCUGUCUCAGAUUGCGGCCGCAGGUGAGGUCAAAGUCCCAAAUUAUCCACGCGGUCGUGCCGUCAAGGAAGGAAUUGUUCAUGUUGGGGUUGGGGGCUUUCACCGAGCUCACCUUGCGGUCUAUGUCGAUCAAUUGAUGCAGAAUGGCCUGAAAGACUACGCAAUCUGCGGCGUUGGCCUGCAACCCUUUGAUGCUGCCAUGCGCGACGUUCUAGAAUCGCAAGAUUAUCUCUACACAGUCAUCGAGCGCUCAGCAAAGGGAAAUGUGGCCCGCGUUGUGGGAAGCAUCAAUUCUUACUUGUUUGCGCCCGAUAAUUCUGAGGCUGUUAUUGCCAAGAUGGCCCACCCCGAUACCCAUAUUGUGUCUCUUACAAUCACCGAAAGCGGUUAUUAUUAUAAUGAGAACACCCAUGAGCUACAAAAUGAUCACCCGGAUAUUGUUUACGACCUCAACCCAGCCAAUUCUCCGCGUACCACUUUCGGUUACCUCUACGCCGCUCUGGCGCGACGCCACGCGCAAGGGCUUAAGCCAUUCACUGUUAUGUCAUGCGAUAAUAUGCAAAAAAAUGGAUCUAUCACACGCCAUAUGGUUGAAUCUUUUGCGCGUCUGCGGGGGGACCCCAUAGUCGCUAAAUGGAUUGCGGAGCAAGGCGCCUUCCCCAACGCCAUGGUCGACCGUAUUACCCCACAGACCAACGCAUCUGACAAAUCAGACCUCGCAGAAAAUUUCGGAAUUGAAGAUGCAUGGCCUGUCAUCACUGAACCUUUUACACAAUGGGUUAUUGAAGAUAAGUUCUCUGAUGGUCGCCCACCCUUCGAGCAGGUGAAGGUCGGAAUCCAGAUUGUCAAAGGUGUCCAUGAGGUUGAGCAAUUCGAGAAACACAAACUUCGCCUUCUUAAUGGCGGCCACUCGGCAAUUGGUUAUGCAGGUCAGCUGGCCGGUUUCAAAUACGUCCACGAAGUCAUGGAGAACCCGGUAUACCGUCGCUUUGUGUGGCAGACAAUGCAGGAAGUCAAGCCCCUCUUGCCUGUGAUCCCGGGUGUCGACAUCGAUGCUUACUGCACUACCCUUAUUGAGCGCUUCUCCAACCCAGCUAUCAUGGACCAGCUUCCCCGCCUUUGCUUAAACGCCUCUGGAAAGAUCCCACAGUUCAUUAUGCCGUCCAUUGCUGAAGCCAUUUGGGUUGCUGGACCUUUCCGCCACUUGUGCUUUGUUGUCGCUGCUUGGUUCCGUUACAUCAAUGGAGUAGACGACAGCGGUGAAAAGUUUGAAGUCGUGGAUCCGAUGCGCGAGGAACUACAAGCUCGCGCAGGUAGCAGCAAUCCAAUCGAUGUCCUCAAGAUCGACAACCUUUUUGGCGAUGACUUGCGCACCGACAAGAGGUUCCUCGAGGAAGUCACCACUGCCAUGGAUCUGAUUACCCAGGACGGCAUCAUGAACACGCUCCCAAAAUACAUUGACUGA
This is a messenger RNA of Penicillium longicatenatum, 1494 nucleotides long. Its product is annotated as mannitol dehydrogenase family protein. NCBI's taxonomy places the organism in Eukaryota, Fungi, Ascomycota, Eurotiomycetes, Eurotiales, Aspergillaceae. Gene Ontology annotation, molecular function: mannitol dehydrogenase activity. The transcript has a single exon. The record is from RefSeq and is a predicted model, not a curated record. Bases 1 to 1494 code for a protein of 497 amino acids.